AUGGCAACGACGGCGGCGGACGGGCCCCCGGUGGAGCCGCAGUCCCUGAAGAAGCUGAGCCUCCGGUCGCUGAAGCGCUCCCUGGACCUCUUCGCCCCCGCGCACGCCCUCCUCUUCACGCCCGACGCCGAGAGCAAGAGGAUUCGUACCGGGUGCAAGGUGAGGGCGGAGUACGGUGCGGUGAAGGACCUGCCGCCGGAGCAGGGGCGCGGAGGGCAGGGCAAGGGUUCUGCGCCGCCGUCGUCGAUGGCAUUGGCACUGCCAGGAACAAAAGAUACAAAAGAUGGUCACAGAGAAGGCACUAGUAAUGCCAUUGUCCCUGUGCCACUUAUGCUGCCAAAAGCACCUGAGUCCACCAUACCUGGCAAAAAUACAACUCUGUCAAUUCCUGGAUCAUCUGACAGAUUUUCUACAUCUGCACUGAUGGAAAGGAUACCUAGUAGAUGGCCACGGCCUAUAUGGCAUGCUCCUUGGAAGAACUAUCGGGUCAUCAGUGGCCACUUGGGAUGGGUUCGAUCUAUUGCAUUUGAUCCAGGGAAUGAAUGGUUCUGCACUGGUUCUGCUGAUAGGACAAUAAAGAUAUGGGAUCUUGCAUCAGGAACCCUGAAGCUUACACUCACUGGUCACAUUGAACAAAUUCGUGGGCUUGCUGUCAGCCAACGUCACACUUAUUUAUUUUCUGCUGGUGAUGACAAACAAGUAAAAUGUUGGGAUCUUGAACAAAACAAGGCUAUUAGGUCUUACCAUGGGCAUCUGAGUGGUGUUUACUGCCUAGCUCUCCAUCCAACAAUUGAUAUCUUACUGACUGGUGGUCGAGAUUCAGUUUGCAGGGUGUGGGACAUCAGAACAAAAGCACAUGUUUCUGCUUUAACAGGGCAUGACAACACUGUCUGUUCAGUGUUUGCUCGGCCUACGGAUCCUCAAGUUGUCACUGGUUCACAUGAUACAACUAUUAAAUUCUGGGAUCUUGUAGCUGGGAGGACUAUGUGUACCCUUACGCACCAUAAAAAGUCUGUCCGAGCUAUGGCUCUUCAUCCAAAGGAGAAAGCAUUUGCAUCAGCGUCAGCAGACAACAUAAAGAAGUUUAGCCUUCCCAGAGGCGAAUUUCUGCACAACAUGCUGUCACAGCAGAAAACAAUUAUCAAUUCAAUGGCUGUAAAUGAGGAUGGUGUCUUGGCAACUGGAGGGGAUAAUGGAAGCCUGUGGUUUUGGGACUGGAAGAGUGGCCAUAACUUUCAACAAGAUCAGACUAUCGUCCAGCCUGGAUCACUGGAGAGCGAGGCAUGCAUAUAUGCCCUGUCGUAUGACGUCAGUGGAUCAAGGCUUGUGACUUGCGAGGCGGAUAAGACCAUAAAGAUGUGGAAAGAGGACUUAACAGCGACGCCAGAGACACAUCCCAUCAAUUUCAAGCCCCCAAAGGACAUCCGAAGAUAUUGA
This is a messenger RNA of Miscanthus lutarioriparius, 1437 nucleotides long. The record is from the annotation of a GenBank genome assembly. Lineage: Eukaryota; Viridiplantae; Streptophyta; Magnoliopsida; Poales; Poaceae.